UGCGGUGAAAGUAGAUUUCUUCAGCAUUUCAUACAGGCAGCUGGAGAAACAGGUUGCCGAUGAUGUGAACGUAGCGAUGGAGCGUGUCUGUGGUACUCUGGAGCAGGAGAGCUCCAGACUGACGCAGACAAUGGGAGAGACCAUCUUUGAGCUCUUCAUGUCCUUGAAAAUCCUCAAAGGCUUUCGGGAGUUUCUGCCUCUCAAGGAUGCUAAAAUGUUGGCCUUGACUGGCUUUCAUAACUGGUUCAAGUCCUCCAUUCAUAAGUGGCUGCAGAUCGUCCAUGACCGAUCUUGUGACAGAAUUCGUAAAGCAGUGGAAAUGGACAAG
Messenger RNA from Notothenia coriiceps (black rockcod), 328 nucleotides. Its product is annotated as BAI1-associated protein 3-like. Gene Ontology annotation, cellular component: late endosome membrane; trans-Golgi network membrane; recycling endosome membrane. Lineage: Eukaryota; Metazoa; Chordata; Actinopteri; Perciformes; Nototheniidae. Gene Ontology annotation, molecular function: SNARE binding. The record is from RefSeq and is a predicted model, not a curated record. The annotation marks the transcript as partial. The transcript is spliced from 3 exons. Gene Ontology annotation, biological process: positive regulation of neurotransmitter secretion; regulation of dense core granule exocytosis.